AUGCAGGAAGUCAUCAGCCAAAUCCGCUCUGAGGAUGCCAGUCACCUCAAACCAUUCAUUGGUAACUACACGGUCGCCCAACCUGAGGUCAAGGGACUGGAACCUCCGAUUUUAUCGGAGAACAAGAAGUCCCGUGCUAGAAUGGGUGUGAAUCACCCGCAGCUGGUGGGCAUGUUGUGUCCGGUCAAGCACGUGAACGCAUACCACACUGAUCCGAAGAAGGUACAGGAACAGCUUCAAAACGGUGAAAUCAGGAUGAACGCAGGUGCCUGGCCUGCACUAGCAUACCCUGGUGAUCCUCCAGGUAUUGAUUUCGACGUCGAAGACAUUCAGGAAGGUCUCCUCAGAGGUCACCUUCUGAAGUGCAUAUGUUUUUAUUUCUUUUAUUUUUGCUAUUUUGUUUGA
Messenger RNA from Suillus fuscotomentosus, 405 nucleotides. RefSeq lists its product as uncharacterized. Bases 1 to 405 code for a protein of 134 amino acids. Lineage: Eukaryota; Fungi; Basidiomycota; Agaricomycetes; Boletales; Suillaceae. The transcript has 2 exons. The record is from RefSeq and is a predicted model, not a curated record.